Messenger RNA from Ficedula albicollis (Collared flycatcher), 1194 nucleotides. Its product is annotated as toll-like receptor 6. The annotation marks the transcript as partial. Gene Ontology annotation, cellular component: membrane. The record is from RefSeq and is a predicted model, not a curated record. Lineage: Eukaryota; Metazoa; Chordata; Aves; Passeriformes; Muscicapidae. Gene Ontology annotation, molecular function: transmembrane signaling receptor activity; Toll-like receptor 2 binding; lipopeptide binding. The transcript has a single exon. Gene Ontology annotation, biological process: immune response; inflammatory response; cellular response to bacterial lipopeptide.
AAGAAGAAUAAAUUUGAGAGCCUUGUCAAGGUAAGCUCCAUGACCAGCCGUAUGAAAUCCCUGAAAUACCUGGACAUGAGCAACAACCUGCUGCGCCACGAUGGGGCCGAGGUGCAGUGCCCGUGGGCUGAGUCUCUGGCUGAGCUGGACCUGUCCUCCAACCAGCUGGCGGAUGCCGUGUUUGGGUGCUUGCCAGCCAACGUCAGGAAACUCAGCCUAGAGAACAACCAGAUCAGCAAUGUCCCCAGGGGGAUGGCGGAGCUGCAAAGCUUGGAAGAGCUGAACCUGGCAUCGAACAGGCUGGCUGACCUGCCGGGGUGCAGUGGCUUUCCAUCGCUGCAGUUCCUGAACGUGGAGAUGAAUUCCAUGCUGACCCCUUCUGCUGAGUUCUUCCAGAGCUGCCCGAGGGUCAGGGAGCUGCAGGCCGGGCACAACCCGUUCAAGUGUUCCUGUGAGCUGCAGGCCUUUAUCCGCCUGGAGCGGCGCUCGGGGGGCAAGCUGUUCGGCUGGCCGGCGGCGUACGAGUGCGAGUACCCGGAGAGCCUGCGAGGAACGCAGCUCCAGGACUUCCACCUGAGCCUGCUGGCCUGCAACACGGCGCUGCUGCUGGUGACAGCCCUGCUGCUGACGCUGCUGCUGGUGGCCGCGGUGGCCUUUCUGUGCAUCUACCUGGACGUGCCGUGGUACGCGCGCAUGACCUGGCAGUGGACGCAGACGAAGCGCAGAGCUCGGCACAGCCCCCCCGGGGAUCAGGGCAGCGCUCUGCAGUUCCACGCGUUCAUUUCCUACAGCGAGCGCGAUUCGCCGUGGGUGAAGAACGAGCUGAUCCCCAACCUGGAGAAGGGGGAGGGCUGCGUGCAGCUGUGCCAGCACGAGAGGAACUUCAUCCCCGGCAAGAGCAUUGUGGAGAACAUCAUUAACUGCAUUGAGAAGAGCUACAAGUCGAUCUUUGUGCUGUCUCCCAACUUCGUGCAGAGCGAGUGGUGUCACUAUGAGCUGUACUUUGCCCAUCACAAGUUGUUCAGUGAGAAUUCCAACAGCUUGAUCCUCAUUUUGCUGGAGCCCAUCCCUCCGUACCUUAUCCCUGCCAGGUACCACAAGCUGAAAGCUCUCAUGGCCAAGCGCACGUACCUGGAGUGGCCGAAGGAGAGGAGCAAGCGUGCCCUGUUCUGGGCUAACCUCAGGGCAGCCAUU